AUGCCCUCCUCCUUUAACUUCCUGGACUCCUUCAGCACCAACUGCUCGUCCUCGGGAUCGCAUCCCGCCUCCUCCGUCCAGGUCUGGUACUCCCUGGUCGGGGUGGUGGCCGCGGUCAGCUGCCUCUUCGGGAUCCCCGCCAACCUCAGCGUGAUGGUCAAACUGGGCCGCGACCUGCGCGGCUCGGCCAUGUCGCAGCGCCUCUUCUUCAGCCUGGCCCUGUCCGACCUCCUGUGCCUGCUCUGCCUGCUGGCCGGAGGGGUCAUCUUCCUGGCCGAGCUGCCUUUAGGGGCCGGGGUCUGUCAAGCAGUGCUGUACUUUCUUUUCUUCAGCAUCACCUCCAGCUCCAACAUACUGGUGCUGAUAAGUGUCCAGAGGUACUACCAGAUUCUCCAUCACACCCGGUGGGCCAAAGUGAGCCGCGGGUGGCAGAGGCUGCUGCUGGGUGCCGUGUGGGGGCUGGCCGCCCUGCUGGCCCUCCCGGCCGCGCUGACCGAGGCCGGACGCCGGCCGGCCGACGGCCUGUCCUGCAGGAAUCAGCGGAUCCCGAUGGCUGUGGAGCUGAUCUACAUCAGCUACGCGGUGUGCUGCCAGCUGCUGCUGCUGCUGUUCUACCUGCUGCUCGUCCGAGGCCUCAAACGGAUCAAAAUGUGCGACCAGAAGAAGCGCGCCAUCACUAAACUCCUCAGCCGGAUCCUGGCCGUCUCCCUGGUUUUAGGCUUUUUCCCCAUAACCGCCCGCCUCUUCUAUGUGUACGCGGGCCUCACAAAAUCCGAGACGCUGCUCUGUGUGAGCAAGAUGCUGACGUUCAUCGAGUUCAUUUACUUUUUCACCCACUGCCUAAAUCCCUGGCUGUAUUUCUUCGCCUCUCUGCGUCAAAGGCGCAGAGGCGACGGCAAGAGGAGAUUCCUCAUGGCUCUUAACGACAGCUCGUAA
Messenger RNA from Menidia menidia (Atlantic silverside), 936 nucleotides. The record is from the annotation of a GenBank genome assembly. NCBI's taxonomy places the organism in Eukaryota, Metazoa, Chordata, Actinopteri, Atheriniformes, Atherinopsidae.